Molecule: messenger RNA, 1284 nt
Organism: Hydra vulgaris (swiftwater hydra)
Lineage: Eukaryota; Metazoa; Cnidaria; Hydrozoa; Anthoathecata; Hydridae
Source: RefSeq, a predicted model, not a curated record
AUGUUUAAGAAACAGCAAAAGGACAUUCUCAAACUUAUUAGUGGUAAUUUAAAAAUUACAAAUGAAAGAAUUGAUGGGCUGUUGAAAGAAUUAACAGAAAUCAAAGAAACGUGCAAAACUUUACAAAAUGAAAAUAAUCUCAGAAAAUUUGAAAUGGUAAAAACAAAUGACAGAGUCUCAAAAAUUGAACACACUCAAAAAGAUAUUGAAAACAGCAUAACUUUUACGCAAGAUACCCAAGAGGAAAAAAUCAAUAAAAUUGAAGAAAAAAUUGUCUCAAAAGUAGCAUUUAAUGCAGAAGAAAAAAAUAAGCUGCGUCAACUGGAAGAUCGACUAAGAAGAAACAAUCUGCGGCUUGAAGGAAUAACUGAAAGCGAAUCUGAAAGUUGGAAUGAAUCUGAAGAAAAAGUUUUAAGUAUCUUUGAAAAACAACUAAAUGUAAGUGGCGUAGCUAUCGAAAGGGCGCAUAGAACCGGAAAAAUCGGGCAGAAUAGAUUGGACAUGCUAGAGAAAGACAUUAAUAACAACAAAUGUAAAAUAUCAAAUAUAGAAAAAGACUUAUGCGACAUUAAAGACAGCCUAAAUUUUCAAGAAAAUGAUAUCUCGGAAAAAAUAUCACAAAUAAAAAAAUACUAUGACAAAGAAAUCAAUUCAUUAUAUAAAAAAUCUAUAGAUCUAGAAAAUAGAUCAAGAAGGAACAACUUAAGAAUUGAUGGACUACAAGAAACACCAGGCGAAAGUUGGGAAGAUUGUGAAAAAGCUGUUAAAGACAUUUUCAAAACACUAUUGAAAAUACCUAGUGAAGUGGUGGUCGAACGAGCUCCUCGAAUCGGACAAUUUAAAGAAAACAAACCAAGAACAUUAGUCUUAAAACUCUUGAACUACCAAGACAAAAACAAAAUUCUCAAAACAGUAAAACAACUUAAAGGAACUGGACUAUACAUAAAUGAAGAUUUCGCUCAAGAAACAAUAUAUCAUCGAAGAAAGUUAUGGGAAGAAGUAAAAAAACUAAGAAGCGAAGACACACUAUCGGCAGUAGAUUGGGUUAAAGUGUAUCAAGAAUGUAACCUUGGGAACACAAACUCUGCAUAUAAUACUUUUACAGAUAUUUUUCUAAAGCACUACAAUAAUCAUUUUCCAAUCAAAGAAAAAGAAAUCAAAAACGUUAAAAAGAAAUUUGAAAAGUUUAAAACGCAGUUUGAGAAGAUAUUUGCUGAAGCAAUUGCAACUGGUCAAUCAGAAGCACUGAUUCCUCAAGUUUUCAAGAAUGAUACUUUGAGCUGA